CGCGUGUGUGCAAUUCAUCAGUCGGGCGGCUAAGUUUCUUAUCAAAUCGCGCUCGGCGUUCGCUCUUUUCAGUGUUUGUCUUCGCAAUAUAGAACGGCGCAUCACGUCAUGGCCGCUUUUGGUGCACGGCCGCUGUUGACCGGACUUAUAGCGGGUCUACUUCUUGCACUGCUGUUGCAACAAGUGGUUCAGACCCAAUUGCCGCUUCACAACACUGCGGAACAAACUACAUUGCAGCUACCCUUGUCCGAGUCGAUGGCGCAAGUGCUAAGAAAUACUCUUCAAGCUGCUAGACAGCGCGCGUGGGCCGGUGGAUACAAAAGCGCACGACUCCCCUCUAGCUUCCAGCCCCUCAUACCUUCAUCUUCAAACUUGACACCUCAUACCCUCUUGUCCAGUUCUACAAAGUCUUUCUCGACAACACCAUCCACCAUGUCUGCUCAGAAAUCCUUCAUCGACGCCGUCAAGGACCGCCGUACCAUCUACCAGCUCACUAAGGAGGCGCCCAUUUCAGACAAGCAGAUCCAGGAGCUCGCCGAGAAGGCCAUCCUCCACGUUCCCUCGUCUUUCAACUCUCAAUCCACACGUCUCGUCGUCCUCCUCAACAAGGACCAUGACCAAUUCUGGGACUUCGUUCUCGAGGCCCUGAAGCCUUUGGUACCCGAGGACCAGUUCGCCUCUACCGAGCAGAGGGUGUCUGGAUUCAAGGCUGGCUAUGGAACUGUUCUUUUCUACGAAGACCCAGAGCCCGUUGAAGGUCUCCGCAAGUCUUUCCCGCUCUACGCCCACCACUUCGGCACCUGGAGCGAGCACACCAACGCCAUGCACCAGUACGCUCUCUGGGUUGCGCUCGAGGCCGAGGGCUUUGGCGCCAACUUGCAGCAUUACAACCCUAUCAUUGACCAGAAGGCUGCUUCACACUGGAACAUCCCUCUCGAGUGGAAGCUCAGGUCCCAGCUCGUGUUUGGCGGAAAGGGUGGCGAGGCUGGCGAGAAGCAGUUCCAACAGGUGGAGGGAAAGAGGCUGUUCGUCCACGGCGCAAAGCAGUAGAGGUUUAGGAGUAACGACAAAGACAUGAUCAACACGUGCAUAGCGACUGAAUAAACAUAUUUCGAAUCUACC
Cucurbitaria berberidis CBS 394.84 is the source of this 1122-nucleotide messenger RNA. RefSeq names its product Nitroreductase. Gene Ontology annotation, biological process: cellular response to oxidative stress. NCBI's taxonomy places the organism in Eukaryota, Fungi, Ascomycota, Dothideomycetes, Pleosporales, Cucurbitariaceae. The transcript has 2 exons. Bases 109 to 1050 code for a protein of 313 amino acids. The record is from RefSeq and is a predicted model, not a curated record.